Oncorhynchus mykiss (rainbow trout) is the source of this 1315-nucleotide messenger RNA. The record is from RefSeq and is a predicted model, not a curated record. Lineage: Eukaryota; Metazoa; Chordata; Actinopteri; Salmoniformes; Salmonidae.
CUGGAAACUGGUUUUCACUCGUUACCACAGCCACAAAGUCAAAACUGUCUUUAUCGUAAAGAUUAAUGAUUUUUCUGUUGCUUUUUUCUAGUUUUAGUUUUAGGUUAGGGUUAGGCAUAAGGUUAGCAGUGUGGUAAAGGUUAGGUAUAACAUUUUAUUUUAAAACCAUACAUUGAAGAAAUAGGCGGUGUUUGUGACUUUGUGACUGUGGUAAUUAAGGACGACCCUGCACACUGGACUUUACACUCAGUUGGGAAUGAGGGGGGUGAAUGGCGGUACCGCCAGUAAAAACAAUGGCAUUUAAAAAGGUCCCAGAUUUCUCUCUAAACGGAAAGUAAUGAAAGAGUAAACUAUGGAGACCUUCCUAAUGUUAUUAAACGAGUUGUUUCUCAUCAAGCUUCUUCUUAUGUUUCUCUCCAGCGGACAAGUGUUGGGAGCCUCAUUCUACGGGGAUGGAUAUGUCCAGCUGAGGACUGUGGAGUUGUCCAGCCGAACGUCGCUCCAUGUGCGCUUCCGCACCUCAAGUCACAGUGGACUACUUUUCAUGGCUGCCGGGGAGACAGACUUCCUCCUGCUAGAGCUGCACUCUGGUCGCCUGCAGGUUCAGUUGGAUUUGGGAUCAGGUGAGCGUACCCUCCGCUCUGAGAAGGGGGUUCAUCUGAACGACUUGGCCUGGCACUCUGUGGAGCUCCAACACGACCAGCACAACGUCACUCUGUCGGUGGACCGCCACUCUCACACCAGCGUCAGGAUCCCCGGGCCAGACCUGGACCUCAGUGUCCAUGAUGGGUUGUUCGUUGGUGGGACGGUUGGCCUGGACAAACCCUAUCUCCAUAGUGACGAUGCCACAGGCUUCCGCGGCUGUGUUGACGAGGUGCUCUUCAACCAGCACAACUUGCUGUCCAGCCUGAGGCCCUACUCAGGAUAUAAGAGUGUCCAUGAGGUGUCUCUGGGCUGCAGUUCUCAGUUUUCUGCAGGCGAAGACGACCCCAUCAGCUUCUUCAGUUCCAGGGCGUACAUAUCCCUGCCCCCGUGGGACGUCCCUCAGGAGGGGGUGUUGGAGUGUGAGGUACAUACCUCCUCCGAAGAGGGGAUUGUCCUGUACAGCUCUGCCCACCAGAGUGACUUUAUUGCCAUGGAGAUCCAAGCGGGGACUUUGGUGGUUGUCGUUGGUAACGGCGGGACUAGGACGGAGCUGCACUCCCUCACGUACGUCAACAACCAGAAAUGGCACCGGGUGAAACUACACUUGCUUCCCCACAGCCUGCAGCUGACUGUAGGUAAGGACAACCUGUACGGACCACGAUGGAAAUAA